Messenger RNA from Cladophialophora yegresii CBS 114405, 4425 nucleotides. RefSeq lists its product as uncharacterized. The transcript is spliced from 7 exons. Gene Ontology annotation, molecular function: protein binding. The coding region runs from base 1 to 4425 and encodes 1474 amino acids. Lineage: Eukaryota; Fungi; Ascomycota; Eurotiomycetes; Chaetothyriales; Herpotrichiellaceae. The record is from RefSeq and is a predicted model, not a curated record.
AUGGUUGCUGAGCCCGACUUGCUGGCAAUCAAGAAGGAGCUGGCGAACGACAGCAGAGAUGUCGCCGAUUUGUGGAAUGACGCUCUCCGGAAAUACAAGGGCAUUGUUGGGGAGGAUCUGCUACCCAAGUUUGCCAGCGUCGACGCCAUGGUUCAAUUCGGCACCAUUGAGAUGGAAAACUUCCACCAGUUCCGGCACAAUCAGAAGAAGGUCGACAAGCUUCGCAGCCUCUUCAUGGCAAAUCUGGCCUACAUCCAGAAAGGUGCGGAACAGUUGAUUGCUGCUGCCACUCCAGCGUUCCCGCCGGCAGCGGCGAUCGGAACAGCUCUUACAUAUAUGCUCAGUGCAUGCAAGCAAGUCUCUGCAGACUACGACGUGGUCACGGCAUUCUUUGAAGACAUAAAUACGUUUCUCCAACGGAUCACGAUUCUUGAAUCACGGUUACCAAGGUAUCCCGCCUACCGCAACUGCCUGAUGGAUGUGUUCACUUCGGUGCUGGAGAUGUGCGGCUUUGCCACCAAGUACAUUGAGCUGGGUCGAUUCAAGAAAUGGAUCUUGAACAUGGUACGCGGCGAGGAUGGGGAGUUGGGAGGCGCCCGAAAGAAGAUGGACACAUCUCUUUCUCGCCUCCAGUCUGCUACCGAGUACGCCAUCCUCGGCAACACCGAAGAAUUGCGGCGCAUGAACUCGGACCUCCAGCAAAACCAGGACAUGCAGACCAAGAUGAUGGAAGACCAGACUCGGAUGCUUGAGGACGUGAUGCGGAGUCAGGAUUCCGUUCUUUGCGACCUUCAAAAUAUCCAGAAGCUUCUGGUCAAGUUUGAAGAGCGACGACGAGAGGAUACGCCCAAACAGCGAGUUGCGACUAAGGCGUCUGGCCAGAACAAGCAGCCGCCCACAUCGAAUCAGGUCCGCAGCUUCUUCGAGGAUUCGCUAAACCCAGCCCACGAAUACCACAAUAUCAAGGAAUCCUUCAUUGCUGAUACGUGCACUUGGAUCUUCGAAGAGCCGCUGUGGCAGAGCUGGCUCACCCGGGAGCAAGGCAAGGACAGUCCGCGGAUGAUCGCAUUGCUAGGGUCAGCUGGUUCGGGCAAGAGUCAUCUUGCGGUGAAUAUCCACGACCAGCUUGUUAACGUCGCAGAAAAAGACACCACGACGAAUACCUGCGUUGCCCAUUUCUACUUCCGGGAGUCAACUAAAGACCUCAACGAGGUGUACAAAGCAGUCAACUGGACCGUCAUGCAAAUCGCAGAACAGAAUGCUGUACUCUGCGAGAAGAUCUGUGUCGAGCUACAGCGAGAUGAUCUCGAAAUAGAUCGCUGGAAUUGGAAAGAUGUCUGGAGCAAGCUGGUUCAACCCUGCUUCACUCCACCCAUGAAAGCUCGUCUUUGUGUCGUAUGGGACGGCUUGGACGAGCUUCCGGAGAUGGAGCAGCAGAAUUUAACCGAUCUCUUCACAUUGAUGAAAUACACGGCUAACCUGAACGUUAUGUUCGUUUGCACCAGCAGGGAAAUGCUAAAAGACCUCCUUAGCAAGGCUGGUGCCCAUUUCAUUGAGGUGACCAAGGAAAAGCAGCUCCCUGAUCUCAAGGCCCUGAUUUGGCAGCAUCUGAACAACGAUAGUGGGCUUCGCAAGUUCAGCAAGUACAUGAAGCAGAGGAUCUCGAGCACGCUGGAGGACAAGGCUGAUGUUCAGCAUCUUCGGCAGAGAACCUCUUGUUCUCAAAGCACUGGAAGAGCAUAUGCCAGAAGGCUUGGAGGGCUUUACCUUAACAUGGUCGCCGACCUGCAACACCAUACUCCAGCGGAUGAACUCCACGCCAUGAAGACUCUGUUGUGCUGGUUGGCUUAUUCGUACCGUCCGUUGACCCUAGCCGAGUGCCUGUCCAUUCUGGAAAUCACAUCUGAAACCUCGUUCGACCUGGAGCGAGAACUCCAAGGCAGACAGCUGGCAAGAUUCCUUCGACUGGGAGACCUCGAAGAACGUAUGACCGGCAGUGCAGCUGAAGAUAUCAAACUAAGCCUCCAAACCCAGAACAAGUCGGACGCUCCGUUCAACGACGGAGACUUGCCCUUGAAGUUCCAGGAACGCUCCAUGGCAGGUUUCUUCCGUGGCGGAGAGACGGGGCUAAGAACCCUUGGCAAGGACGGGCAUUGCGAGAUAUUCAUCGUCUGCUCCGACAUCCUUUGUGGCCGGAUGCCCAACGCUCAUGCAGCCCUCCGUCAGUAUGCCGCUAUAAACGCGAUGGUCCAUCUUAGCUGGGUAUCAUUGAAAGAUCACACGGAGCAUGACAGGAUCCGAGCCUUGAACGCAUUAGGAAACCUGAUGAGCAAUGAGUCCCAUGCUGCUACGACCUUGGAGGCUCUCGGCGUGGACUACGAAGAGAUCAACGAAGGUUUCGCAAGUGGUGUCCUGAUGUUCAACAUGGCUUAUGCGGCGAAAAUGGCGGUCGCACUCCCUGGUAAAGUGAGCUCGAGCACCUCGAAAUGGGCGGCUAGUGUGGCCGCAGAUGUUCGUGUUGCAUUCGAUCCUCUCGCGAGAGGACAUGUUGCGAACUGGUUCCAGGCCAAGGAUGCAAAGGCCGCCCUCCUCUCGUUCGCUUUCGCGCACAGCGCCAUCGCCAUGUGGUCUUCGAUUAUGGCCAUCCUACAACACACCGAUAUGGUCAAUCCUGUCUUUCUCAAUGGUCACGCUCUUCAACCGCACCUGGAAAGUAAGCGCACCGUCGAUGCCAGCCAGACAGGCAACUCCGAAACGGACAGCCACGACGACAAAAACGCUGACGAGGAGCAGCCCGACUAUACAACCAAGCAGAUUCUCGCUGUCUUCAACUGCUUCGAUGACAUCCCAAAGGACGCCAACGCUUACCUUGUCGUGGCCAUGGUACUUGAGGAAUCCGACGACCAUGCCUCAGCACUUACCUAUGGCCUUCGCGCAUUGGAAAUGUGCCCAAUUGCUUACGAGACCAUACGCAAGGCUUUUGCCAAUCCUCCAUCGUUACAGCCAAAGCUCCUUCGUGCUGGGCUUGUCACUCGCGCGAAAGCCGAAGUUGCGGUCGGUAAGAAGGACGAGGCAAUUGCGUCGUACGAAGAAGCUCGCCUGGCGGAUCCGGAAGAGCCAUUACCAGGCUUCAACCUCAAGUCUGCGUUCAACGCGUGUUUGUCGAAGAAGGACGACGCCAUGCUCGUGGAGCUUGUGAAGAACUGGAAGCCCAUGGAGCGUCUUGCUUGGAUGACUUGGGAUCUCGACCGGGUUGGAAAUGACGACCACGACGAGCUCCGAAGAGCCGCCACCCGAGCAGGGCAACAAGAGUACCUGUACCAAGCGUACGACGAGGUACUCAAGUUGCUCGACACCGUGGCUGCGGCUGCUCCGAUUCGCUACCAUCUCGCAAUCACACACUGGGAAGUAGGAUUAGAUAUCGAGGCAGCAAAAGCCUUGAUCAACGAAACCCUGGACACGAGUUCGGACGGAUAUCGUUUCGCCCUUACCAACGAGGAUCCAGCCUACACACUAGUUUGCGCCGUCCUCUUCAUGUCCGAACUGAUUUAUGAGCAGUAUCGCACAACUUCCGACCCAUCGGUCAAAGCUCAACUGUACGCCGAGAUCCAGAGCCUCACCAAGAGACCGCUCGCACAGUCGGUUACAUCCCUCAAAUCCGAGCUAACACACCAUCCCCUCACAAUCGCGCGAAUGUCACGUAAGAUGGCCACGGCUCGAGAGUUCCAAGAUAUCAUGGAGCACUCUUUCAACGUCUGCUAUGACGCUCUGACCGACAAUGUGGGAUGGAAUGACUUUCGAAAUCUUAACGAGCUUGCCGCCGUCAUUUCCAGCCUAGAGGGACUCGAGAAGGAGGCACAGAUUCUGUUUUCAGCUCAAUUUUCCAAGCUGGACCCAUCGGUCAAAGAGAACGGCGAGGAGUCAGAAGCAGACGACGAGGAAGAAGAAGACCCCGACGAAAGUGAGGACGAUAGUGUUAAUGACGGUAGCGACCAUGACGACCAUGACAAUGACGACUAUCCGCUCCCAACCGACGAAGGCGACCUUGCCGGCGCCUGGGUCGAGUGCAGCGGAGAGUGCAUGCCGGCCCAGAUGUGGCGCGCGUGGAAAGGGCGCCCAAUGUACUUUUGCACAAUAUGCUGGAACGUAUUUCUGUGCGAAGACUGCUACCACAAGCGGCAAGGAUACAAUCAACAAGGAGGAGACACGGCAUGUAGGGAAAAGGUCGGCACCGUAUAUUGUGGGACGAACCACAGCUAUAUCACGCCAAUCCCAGGCUGGAAAGGCAUCAAGGAUGGCGUGAUGAACAUCCAAGGUCAGAAUGGCGAGGAGACCACAAGUGUGAAGUUCAGGGAUUGGUUGGAGGAGUUGAAAACCGUCAAGUGGAAACAGGCUUGGGAGCGGUUCUGGUUGAAGGAGGAAUGA